CUGCCCAACGGAGCCAUCUUCAACCGCAAAGAUCUGUACACCCAACAUCUCCGACGGAUGCACAUCCCCCCGCAUAUCAGGAAACAAGUCAAGCAAAAGAAGACGGUGUCCGAGUGGGAGGAGCGCAUCCGAGUGCACCAGGACGAAGCACGCAGGCUACGUUGCGAACUUCCAGACCACAUGACAUGCCCGGCCCACGGAUGCAACACGCAAUUUGAUGGGAAAGCAGCCUGGGAUGACCGCAUGGAACAUGUCGCAAAGCAUCUGGAGAAGGCCGCUACCGGGAGCGAGAGUCCCGUCAGCUUCGGCGGAGAUCAUGAUUCAACUUUGACAGACUGGGCGGCCCGUCCCGAGGUUGCGAUCGUGAAGAGAGACGAUCGUGGCAGGUGGAGGCUGAACAACCCCUUGAAGCCAGAGAAGAAUGUCAGGUCUUCCACCGUUUUGAGUGAAGACGAGGAUGCGGAAGGGGAAGACGUCGAUGACUAG
Molecule: messenger RNA, 486 nt
Organism: Pseudomassariella vexata
Lineage: Eukaryota; Fungi; Ascomycota; Sordariomycetes; Amphisphaeriales; Pseudomassariaceae
Exons: 1
Molecular function (GO): DNA-binding transcription factor activity
Source: RefSeq, a predicted model, not a curated record